Sungouiella intermedia is the source of this 2583-nucleotide messenger RNA. NCBI's taxonomy places the organism in Eukaryota, Fungi, Ascomycota, Pichiomycetes, Serinales, Metschnikowiaceae. The record is from the annotation of a GenBank genome assembly.
AUGAAGUUUGGCAAAAAUCUAGAACACCUCUCGAUAGCAGAAUGGAAAGUGUACAACCUCGACUAUAACGACUUGAAGGCAACCAUUCGUGAUGUCACUCGCGACAAGAACCUGGACUUGUCUACGCUAUAUCGCAAGUUCUCUGACAAUUUUGAUUAUUUGAAUUUGUUCGUGUGCACCAAGCUGGGCGAGUUGAGUCGCAAAUUGAAGGUGUCACUGGCCGAGUUUCUGUUUAUCCAGAACAAUGAAAGCGACUCGCCUGCUGCAAAACUUGCAAGGCUCAGCCUGCUCCAUUACCUGAUGAUCAACGAGAUAUCCACCGACUUACGCAAACUCACAAAAUUCAUUCUUGUGCAGAAAAUCGCCUUGAAAAAAAUCUUCAAGAAGUUGGCCAAACACUAUCCGGACCCGAAGAAAAGCAAGGCAUUUAUCUCGUCUUUAUCUACCAUGCUUCACUCCAACCCGUCGUCAUUCGUUAAUUUUGACUUGAGUUUUCUCACCACCAAGUUGCUGCUGCUUCUAGAGGAACUUGAUCGUGAGCUGAAAAUGUUGCAUGAUUUGCUUCAUCGAAAAUUUGUCUACCAUCCACUGCCACAUGGUAACUUGCGCAAGAAUCACUCGGUUGCUACCUUAAAAACCACCACUAGCUUGGCGUCGGCCACAUCUUCUCCUGAAAAUGUCCACAUCGAUGCUCACGUUGAUAACUCCAUCGACCAGGCUGCCAAAUUCGAUCUCAUCACCAACCUUAAGAAAAACUUUGUGUUACUGGCUCUUAUGCCCAAAGAUAUCAUCUCGAGAAACGAUUUGAGUCUCAGUAUGGAUGUGUACCUCAAUAUCCCCAAAUUGGGCGACUCUAGCCGCAUCAGCAUCAUUUUUCUUUCGGAAGACGUCAACGAUGAAACUCCGUCGUACGUGGUAUCGUACGAAAACCUGUCCGUGUCGAUCGUGGUGGCACAUACGGGAGGUUUGCGCAAGUACUCGUACUGUUGCCUUCCCAACUCAAUCAUCGAAACCAUUCUUCACAUUUGUAAAACUGACAACCAGGCACUUAAGCAGGAGCUAGAGGCUCUGCUUUUUGACCUGCUCAGCAGUACGCAUCUUCCGCCCAUGGCAAAAAUUACAAUCAAUGCCUUACUUGGGAACAAGCACUCUCCUUCAUUGAAAUUGAUUUGUGACCGGACUCGAUACUUCAUCAAUAAGGAUCUGACUCAGCUCAAUGAUGGCGAUGGUUCUGAUGAAGAGGUAAGAUCUUCUCCACUAGAUAGCCUCAUGGGCUCAGACACGAAGGCCACAUCUACGGUUGAUACGAAAAUCUACGAAGACAGCUACUAUAUGACGUUUGACGAGAAUAUCUACACCACUAACUCGAUCCCCAACAAGAUCUCUUUUGGAACAGACGACAUGGAUGCAUUUCCGUUUAGUAUGUUCAACAUUCACACGAACGACUCCAACUUGCAUAACUUUGAAGCCACAUUAUCCACUGAAGUUGAUGGAAAUACCGUGGUAUCCAAGUACAAAGAAAUCACCUUGAGGAAGAUGCCUGUGAAAAUCCAGAAUUUUCUCCGAAGUGCUUCAGUCCAGUUGUACAAAAAUCUCAGCAUUUACGACUACAUGCGGUCUUGCUACCUCAAUUUCAUUCCAAGCGAGCAGAACAAUCAUUACUCCAUUUUGUUAAGCAUCAACUUGCUCAAGAUUCUCGAAAAUGUGGAUAUCGUCAAUACGCAAACCACCGUUGAUGAGAAUAUCCUCCAAUACAAGUCCAGAAACAUUCUCAGGCGUCAAAUGUCGUGCAAGUCCUUGCAAGAUCUAAGUCUCGGUAGAACGCCUCCACUGGUGGAGCCCGAGCAGCAGAGUAUUUUUGAGGCGGAGUCUGUAUUCAGCGAGCAACUGAUGGCCAAAGACACCAAGACCUCGGAAAUGCACCGACCGAUUGAAGUCCUGACAGGCUACCACCAGAAGUUCAAUGACUUGGAGAACCUUGAUGAAGAAGAUGAUGAGGAAGACAGUUAUUUUGUUUAUCUCACAUUCAACAACGAUCUAGAUGACAAUUUGUUGAAUAACAUUCUUCUUUCCUUCAUUAAAUUCAAGCAUCGUAUCAGAAGAGCUCUCCGUGCAUUCAACCUUCACAGCAACAGACCUGAAGCAUGGAAAAUGCACAAGGAGAAAGUUUUGCGUGACCGCGACACUCUGAUUAAUUACGACUCCAUUAAUGAGGACCCCACGUUCUUUAACACCGCCAAUGACUACCAGAUCCAGCUUGUGUACGAUUACGACCACGUUCUCUCGGUGAUGUAUUUUGCCAUGAGUUUCAGCGGUUUGUUUAUCGCUGGAAUCAAUCUUGGUAUCGUUUAUGGCCUUCUCAAGCUCCAGCAGGAAAAUCUGGACUUCAAUAUGGUCAACAAUCCGUGGGUGGACAUUCUUUUAGUGUUUGGGUACUUGUUUUCGUUGAUGUUCAGCAUGACCAGCAUCAACCUUAACUUCCAGCGAUUCCGUAGUAGUCCCCUUGUGCAUUCCGCCAUCAUUUGGGCCUGUUUCUUCAUGGUCAUAGCGACGGUUCUCUGGACCAUCAUCGUUAUCACUUAA